AUGGAUAGUGCGCACGGAUCGCCUGCUAGCAGGACGUCUUCCUCUAUGAGUGCUACUCUAGGUCCUCACAUUCAGGGCAUGUUCUUAUCAACUGAAAUCAGUGAUAAAUUAGUAAGUGGAUAUGAGCUGCAGCUAAAACAGGCGUGUUUCGAUCAAACACAGAUGAGUAUGAAGCGAUUCAAAGACGCCUUCAAGCCAAUUCUCAGCGUGGAAGCUACUAAAGCUAAGGAUAGCAGGCCCGAAGGGAAAGGCUUGUCAUCUACACCUCCCUCUUUAACACCAGAUGAAAUUUAUACAGAGGAGGCUAACUUCCAGUUUUGCAUUGAAACUGAUCUAUCAACCUCUCAGUGGGAGUAUAUGGAUUCCUAUCGCGCUUUCCAAGCGGUUAUUGUGGUGGUUAACGUCUGUAACUCACCAAUUGAGCUUCCACGUGCGCUUGAUAUAGUCAAGAGGAUUUUCGAGGCCCGCUACGCUGAUAAAGUCUGCCAAUGUAUCGUCGUGGACCCAACGGCUGAGGUAGAAAAUAAGCUUUUGCCGUCCCUCUCCUCACCAUCAUUGUCUUUUACAGCAGUGUUUACAACCUCCUCAAUUCGCGAAACCGCUCAAAUAGUUAUGGGUAAACUCGCGUAUGCCGUGAUUUGCUCCAUGUUGCAAGACCUUUGCGCUAAAAAUUUUCCAAAGGGGGUAACCUCCGAAUCAAAUCGGUCUCGUUCCAGCGCACUUCCAUAUUCUCCAACCUCACCUCUGAAAUUGUCGAUCAAUAACGUACCUGCAGAUAGCGUGGUGCUGAAGAGAAAAGGGGACAUUUUAUGUCAGCUCGGUGCAUUCGAUCAAGCCAUUCAGACCUAUGGACAAACGGCCUUUGGCGGGGAUACAAAUCCAUUAUGGUGCUCUGCAACACUCGAAUCCAUUGCGGCCGCGCGCUAUCAACAAUGGAAGUCUAUACUCGCCUUGUUUCCAGACAAUAAUUCUACUAUCCUCGCCAUGCAAAGUGGGGCCACACAGUGGGACCAAUCCCUGCUCACUAGGUUAGAUCAGCUGCACACGUUCCUGAGCACCAUUGGUAAGGAAAUUACCAAUACUAUCGCUUCUUUUAAGCAUCAUUGCUUGAGCAGCUCGAUGAAGCAACGAUUGGAGCGGGAUGUCGUCAAAUCGAUUAACUCGAAUCUGGCUCAGCUAAGCACCCUUCUUGGUCGCUCACAGGAGCUCAUGGCGGCGCAAAAAGCGGAGUCGGUAGAUGACAUGCAGCCCUGUGCUCUUGGGAAUGAGUUCAGAACCAUCACCAGCGAAAUUCUUACCCGAGGUCUCAACGAAAUUGAGGUGUAUCUCACAGAAUCCAUCCGCCAGCAGCGCCAUGCAGCAAGGGAUCAUGGCCGGCUCUUACUUCGUGACCGUGAGCUAGAAACACGUCUAAAGCUAGCCAGCUUCUUGGCGUUUCGGGGUCAUGCCGAGGGGUUUAUGGAAGUGCUUGGAAGUGUGCGAACCAUUCUUGAAAGAUCAAAUAAGGGUCUAAAGCAAAGAGUGAUUCACCUAUUUGUCUUUUUAGCCUUACACGCUGGGUGGAAGCGAAAAGUUGUCUCACUGCUUAUUGAGCUCGCCACUAUUGAUAGCAAGGAGAAAUGUUACCCAUCUGCGAUUUGUUCCCUGGUGCGGGCAUGCGCACUCAGUGGUGUAGACUUAUGCAUCCCAGAGCUUGAGGGUGAGCUUUCUAACGACGCGCUCUAUGAUGUCCUCCGCUCCUGCAACUCACCGGGAGAAAAUAGUGAUAAUGGCACCAACUUCAUUAACAGUUACACUUCUCGCAAAUCGUUAGCUGCUAGUCCUGGGGAAAUUCUUAGUGAUAUGACCUCACGGGGUUUCAGUCCCGUGGCUCCGUGCGGAAGGGUAAACAACAAGGGAGAGUCCAAGAUGGGUGGGAAAGCACUUUCCCAUCACGUUCCUAUCCUUAUGGAACUUAUCAGUCUCUUGCUAGAGGCGGGCGAGUAUAGUGGGAUGUGCUGCCGUGUCGCUACGCUUCUCUUGUUUCGCUAUCCGAAUUACCUCGAUCUGAACGCUCAGCAGCGUCUUUUUAAUAUCCUGCAACAAGAGGCUCCUCGCGUUGACCCACACAUCAUGCCCUCCACUCUAACCUCGCCCUUUCUCUCUAGCUGGGAGGUGUUGCCUUUGUCCCCACACCUUGCCCCGAAAACCGUCCCCAUAGGCGGCCCGAUGUUCACCUUUAUCGACACUCAACGUCUUAAACUGACGAUUUUGUGCUUGAAUCGGAAACGGCUCAAUAGCCGCGUGGUGUGGGCCGUCGGGGAUGUCGGUACCGUUAUGAUGACGCUGUACAACCCAUUUCAAUGGAAGCUGUGGAUUACGUCCAUCGUACUUCGCUGUCAGUCUUUCCGCGAGCUCGACGACGCAAAUCACCCGCCACCAGGGUCCGCGUUGGAUGGCACCGGCCCUCUCGCGCCUGUGUGUUACACGGUACGGGAUAUUUGGAUGCCACCGCGCGCGAAGACGACGGUGCCUCUGCGGGUGCAGCCCGCGAUCGAAGGCUUCGUUCGUAUCGAAGGGGUGGAGAUGGGCGUGCGCGGUCUGGGCGCGCUGCAGCCCCUCAUCAGCAGCCUACCCGAGCCGAAGGUGGCGAUCCCGGUUCUGGAGCGGCUGCCCCUCGUCUCCUGCUCCGUCAGCAUGAGCGAGCUUGAGAUCUUUAGCGGGCAAUGCGCUAACUUCUCAGUUCGCGUGGUGAACUGCGGUCAGGUCGCAAUCCCAUCCCUUUCCAUCACCGCCCACGGGGAGUCGUGUCUGCUGGAGGACUGCGAAGGGUGCAAGGAAGGGAUGAACAAAAAGGACGUCUCCGUGAGCCUCGACCGAACGAGGCUGCAGACCGCGGAUCGCCAUCCCCUCCGCCCAGGGGAGGUCGUGCAUAUCCCGGUUCACCUCCAAGCCCCUGCGGAGAUCGUGUCGCCGGAGGCCCAUUUUCUCGUCUUCCACGUGGACUGCGCGCUACCGCACGAAAAGCCGGAGAUGCCGCCUGGGAUCCCGGCUGCGGUCCCCGUCAUGGGCGUCAUCCCGCGCCGUGUGAUCGAGACGCGGAUGCGGCUCUUCUACGCCCCCAGCCUCGUCGUAAGCGAGGUCCACCUGAGCAGAGACAAGCGCUUUGUGGUCAUCCGCAUCACGAACCGAAGCCCGCGGUAUAGCGUGGAAUUGCGGCUGAGCGCGUUGCCCUUCUCCGAACUACCAGACGCCUUCAUCGUGCCUGGCAGCGAGCACGUGACGGCGCCAGUCAACAUCAAUGAUGUCACCCACCACGCAUCUGGGGGUCUAAGCGAGGGGGCUGCUGAAGGGGACUCCGCAAAGUACAUCUAUUACGUCCCCUGGGCGGUCUGCGAGCUUCCAAAUUGCACGGGUAAGCUGGCAUUGGACCUGAGCUUGGUAUCGCAGGAAGUGGUGUGUACAGAGCCGCUAGAUGAGUGUCUCGUCAGUGCGGAUAUUGUGGUGCCGUCGGGGCCUCACUCCCUAUACCCAUCCGGGCGACGCUGGGAAAGCCAAACGGGUAGUUCCCCUGGAAUGAAAUCUCAUAGUGUUCAUAAGAUGAGCCCUGUGGGAAGGAAUAUUCUAGGGAUAGAGGAGGAAGGAGCUGAGGAUGGUGUGGAUACUCAGGAAACGGUCAUGAGUGAGUCGCGCGUAAACGCUGAAAGCAACGGGGCGAUGCCUUUAUUCGACUUUAACAGAGAAGUGUCUAAUCCUAACUCUAAAAUACGAACCAUGGAAGGCCUGGGAUCCACAGCCGAGUUGAGCGAUUCGCGGAAUCUCCCAAUAGUGCUUCCUGCCAUGACGCCGGUGCGGGUGCAUUUGCGCGUCAACGCCCCCUGGAAGCGCGCCAUUCCACUACGCGUUCAAAUUUCCAUGGAUUAUCACCCCGAUGUUGGCAUUCUGUCAGGCCCGGUCGACUCUACCACCCUUGUGGGCGAGCAUGGCCGACACAUUUACGAUUGCUGCUUCGAGCUUUUCGUCUUCAAAGCAGGGGGACACGACAUUUCCAUCACGUUAUCAGACAGCUGUGAGCGUGAGAUUACACAUUGUUUGAAAGUUUAUGUUGUUCACUCAGGAAACAAAAGAAUUUGA
Molecule: messenger RNA, 4113 nt
Organism: Phytomonas sp. EM1
Lineage: Eukaryota; Euglenozoa; Kinetoplastea; Trypanosomatida; Trypanosomatidae
Source: the annotation of a GenBank genome assembly